Messenger RNA from Apus apus (common swift), 1377 nucleotides. RefSeq names its product BRCA1/BRCA2-containing complex subunit 3 (gene BRCC3). Gene Ontology annotation, molecular function: metallopeptidase activity; cysteine-type deubiquitinase activity; polyubiquitin modification-dependent protein binding. NCBI's taxonomy places the organism in Eukaryota, Metazoa, Chordata, Aves, Apodiformes, Apodidae. Gene Ontology annotation, biological process: double-strand break repair. Gene Ontology annotation, cellular component: BRISC complex; BRCA1-A complex. The record is from RefSeq and is a predicted model, not a curated record. Bases 20 to 805 code for a protein of 261 amino acids. The transcript has 8 exons.
UCCGGGGCGGCGGGGCAGGAUGGCGGUGCAGGCCGUGCACCUGGAGGCCGACGCCUUCCUGGUGUGCCUGAACCACGCGCUGAGCACCGAGAAGGAGGAGGUCAUGGGGCUCUGCAUCGGCGAGGUUGACACCAGCCGGAUCGUUCACAUCCACUCCGUGAUCAUCCUGCGUCGCUCUGAUAAGAGAAAGGACCGCGUGGAGAUUUCUCCAGAGCAGCUUUCAGCUGCUUCCACGGAGGCAGAGAGAUUGGCUGAGAUGACAGGACGUCCCAUGAGGGUGGUGGGCUGGUAUCACUCCCACCCUCAUAUCACUGUCUGGCCCUCACAUGUUGAUGUCCGCACACAAGCCAUGUAUCAGAUGAUGGACCAAGGUUUUGUUGGGCUCAUCUUCUCCUGCUUCAUUGAGGACAAAAACACAAAGACAGGCAGGAUUCUCUACACCUGUUUCCAGUCCAUUCAGGCCCAGAAGAGCUCAGAGUAUGAGAGGAUUGAAAUUCCUAUUCAUGUUGUCCCCCAUGAAACCAUUGGGAAAGUGUGUCUAGAAUCAGCUGUAGAGCUGCCCAAGAUCCUUUGCCAAGAAGAGCAAGAUGCCUACAGGAGAAUUCACAGCCUCACCCAUCUUGACUCCGUCACCAAGAUCCAUAAUGGCUCAGUGUUCACAAAGAACCUCUGCAGCCAGAUGUCUGCCAUCAGUGGGCCACUGCUCCAGUGGCUGGAAGACAGACUGGAGCAGAACAAGCAGCGAGUGCAGGAGCUGCAGCAGGAGAAGGAGCAGCUUCUGGAGGAACUGGCUGCUUUAGAGUGAAGGAGGAAAUGCAGACCCUUCAGAAAAGACAUGAAAAAAAACCCUCCACAAGACCUCCUGGCUGAAGGGUGGCCCCACAUUGCCUUACAGUGAAGAUACCAGCUGUGCCUCUUCUCCUGUCCCAUGCUGCAAGGAGCACUUCCACAGGAGAAGGGUUGAUCUGCCUCAGCUGGAUGGGAAGCAGUGGUCUCUCUCCAGAUGUUGCAUGAUGCAGUGCACUUCUAGCUCGGUGGGGUUGGGCAGCACCUGAAGAGACUGUUCUGGAGGGUACAGACCCAGGGAAAAUGUGAUUUCCUCCUCUGUGUUUUGACAGAAGUCUCACUGCUUUGCAUAUAUUCAAGGAGCCUAGAAGAGGAGGGUUAGAAGGGAAAAGUGUGUCCCAGAAAUGAUACUGCCACCUCCUGCCUUCUUUUAGUAGCUUCAGUUGUCUGUGAUCUUACUUCUAGUAAUGUUCUGGAUUGCUGGUUCUCCACCCAGGCAGGAAAGAGGUGUGGGGGGAAGUGACCUGGAAGAAGUUUGACAGAGGAGCUGUGCUCAGUACCCUUCAAACCAAAUAAAGAAUUCCAAAGGCA